Messenger RNA from Talaromyces amestolkiae, 1167 nucleotides. RefSeq lists its product as uncharacterized. The record is from RefSeq and is a predicted model, not a curated record. The coding region runs from base 1 to 1167 and encodes 388 amino acids. The transcript has a single exon. Lineage: Eukaryota; Fungi; Ascomycota; Eurotiomycetes; Eurotiales; Trichocomaceae.
AUGUUCUGCCAGUCAUUCACCUUUGAGCCUGGUCCAGCACAGGCAGACUACGUGUAUGCCGCAUUGACUGCUGUUGAUUGGAUAAAGGGGAAUGAUGAGUAUAGGAAACGAGUCGAGAGUUUCAAGAAGUCAGCGCACGCCACUGUGCCCAACCUGGACGAUGUCAAGAGUGGACAGGAUCGCUCUUUCUGGCGGAUUGCGCAUCAAUAUCUUAUCGCUAUUAAUAGAUUUGAAAAUUCUCGCCCAUUCAAAGCACCUCGGAAAGCGCAUAUUGACCACAAUAUUAAGCCCGAGCUUGUCAUUGCAAUGCGUGCUCUCGACACGAUUGGUUCAGCGUAUAUGCGCUGCGAUGGGGCUGCUUGGCUAGACGACGCCGGUAUGGAUGCACUCAUAGGAUCAGCCCUGCCAAACGAUGUGAUGGAUUUGCAUACCGACAUUAGUACAGGAGAAACCAGGAACACGCUACGUCUAAUCUACCCGGACGGACUCGAUAUGGAUCAGGCAAUGAAAGUCAUGUCCACCUAUCUCUCGGGCCAGUUGUGUGAACUCUUCCGCGGCCAUAAACGAGCACGGUUUGAUUGUCGCGAAGAUGGGAGGAUAGCCGCGUCGUCUGCCCCAUAUAGCUUUUGUCGUGCCCGCCACCGUCACAUUUUUGAGGUAAUGGAAGUUUAUAUCGACAAGUACGGUGAUCAAUUUUGGGAAUGGACAUGGAAGAUUUUCAAUAUGGCUAAGGCCCAGGUUACCGAAGAAGGGCUGAAAGAGUCUCUAAUUUGUGCGCUUAUCCGAUCCGUGAAGCGAGAUGAUCUACCACAAUCGCCCAUCUCAAGAUUCUUUGACGUUUACUACGAAAUGAUUGAAGAUGGGUCAGCGCAGAUGCAAAAGAACAGCCCCCUCGGCGUGAGUGAGGAUCUCGCAACAAUCACUCGUAAGAUCCAUUCAUUAUGGCAUGGUGAGCUGCUAAGUGACAGGAAAGAGCCAGGUUGGGGCCGUCGUUUUGAUGCCGAGUCUGACAGGCUCUUUGGUGAGGCUGCUACGCUUCUAGAAAAGAAUGGGAAUGUGGACGACAUGUACAAAUUUGCGAUUGCAUAUGGCCGCUUGAGCAAUGGUCUGCCUUAUAUUGCUUAUCACACUAUUGAUGCCAUCAUUAUGGCUAAUGGCAUUCUCUAA